AUGCUCAAAAGAACUGAAACUCGAGAUGAAGGAUUACAGCAGAAAAAGGAGAGAAUGGGUCGUGGAGUCAGUGCUGGUGGGGGACAGAGUUCUUUAGGAUAUCUUUUUGGAGGUGGAGAGGCCCCUAAUGCUCCGAACGGUUCAAAAAACGAGCCUUCUCCUAAGCUUUCUGUUACUCCCCAACCUGUGGAUAUCAGUAAGCAGACUCCUGCAGGCAUACCUGGUAGCGCCAUAAACAACUACCUUCGAGCAGAUGGACAAAAUUGUGGCAACUUUCUAACGGAACGCCCAUCGACCAAGGUCCAUGCUGCACCUGGAGGUGGCUCUUCCUUGGGUUACUUAUUCGGUGAUGGCAGCAAAUGA
Fraxinus pennsylvanica is the source of this 363-nucleotide messenger RNA. The record is from the annotation of a GenBank genome assembly. NCBI's taxonomy places the organism in Eukaryota, Viridiplantae, Streptophyta, Magnoliopsida, Lamiales, Oleaceae.